This is a messenger RNA of Penicillium canariense, 882 nucleotides long. RefSeq lists its product as uncharacterized. The coding region runs from base 1 to 882 and encodes 293 amino acids. The record is from RefSeq and is a predicted model, not a curated record. NCBI's taxonomy places the organism in Eukaryota, Fungi, Ascomycota, Eurotiomycetes, Eurotiales, Aspergillaceae. The transcript has a single exon.
AUGGACAAGAUCCAAUUCCUAGCAGUUGCAGAUAACAUCUUCCCAGGUCCAGCCCUUUCACUCCUUCAGUCCACCUUCGAGAUGCCCGUGCUACUCCAAAAGCACGCCCCACACUCCAUCGCCAUCCUCCCCAUCUCCUUCCUCACGUCCAUCUCGCUCGUGGUCGUCCUCUUCUACCUCCAGUUAAUCUACGGGAUCUCCUUCAUCCUGCGCCCAUUCUGGCCCUGCCGCUAUGACUUUCCACCCUUGAGGCUUGCCAUGGAGCGAGCCGAAAGACUAGCCAUCGACAUAAUCACCGGCAUCGUCCCGCCGUCCGUCUAUCGCUCGCCGAUGCCGAGCGGCCUGCUCGUGCACGAGGACCCCAUCUGCCACCAGAUCACGACGGCCCUACACGCCUCGCAUGUAGGCUUUGACAGCAUGUGCUGUGCUCCUUCGCGCGCGGUUGACCUCGCCAACCCGCCGCAGUGCUACCCCGGCUCGCCACGAGGCCGCGCAUCGCCCAGUCUGCACCUCGAGAACCGGGUGCACGAGAGCCGCGUUGAGUACGCGCGCCCUUCGCCCAUGGACGAAGCGUAUCGCAACGUCUCUGAUUCCUCAUACUACGACCCCGUUAAAAAAUCUAUUACUUCCACCUGCCGCCCGCGCCCUGCCUUGGAAACCACCCAGCACCAGCAGGUCUUCACCCCACAACUCACCACUAAGCACCCGCGACAAGAAGACCACCAAAUCAUCGAGGUCGUGCACGGCACAUCCAUCGAUUCGAUCCCUAGUUCGCCCCCCUCUAUGUCAAGUCACCUGCGGUAUCAUUUGACGGGCCCAGCAGGCCGGGCGACGGGAUACCGUCUACCUCGUCACGCUAUACGGACGACUCGACGCAGCUGA